Messenger RNA from Rana temporaria (common frog), 493 nucleotides. RefSeq names its product ribosomal protein lateral stalk subunit P2 (gene RPLP2). The record is from RefSeq and is a predicted model, not a curated record. Gene Ontology annotation, biological process: cytoplasmic translational elongation. Gene Ontology annotation, cellular component: cytosolic large ribosomal subunit; ribosome. The coding region runs from base 112 to 456 and encodes 114 amino acids. NCBI's taxonomy places the organism in Eukaryota, Metazoa, Chordata, Amphibia, Anura, Ranidae. Gene Ontology annotation, molecular function: structural constituent of ribosome. The transcript is spliced from 5 exons.
ACAUAGUCCCUCCCCGUCCGGCCUCCUCCCUCUUUCCCCGGCCCUCCAUAGAGGAAACACGCGUUCUUUCGACUCUCUUCGCUUCGGAGCUUUACAAAGUCCUGUGUGAAAAUGCGUUACAUAGCUUCCUAUCUUUUGGCCGUUCUCGGCGGUACUGAAAACCCCACAAUUGCUGACCUGAAGAAGAUACUGGACAGCGUUGGUAUUGAGCUGGACAAGGAGCGUGCCGAUAAGGUAAUCGGUGAACUGAAAGGCAAGAAGAUUGAUGAGGUGAUUGCUCAAGGUAACACCAAGUUGGCCAGCAUGCCUUCUGGAGGUGGUGUUGCAGUUGCUUCCGCUGGCUCUGCUGCUCCUGCGGCAUCUGCUGCACCAGCUGCUGAAGAGAAGAAGAAGGAAGAGAAGAAGGAUGAGUCUGAAGAGUCCGAUGAAGAUAUGGGAUUUGGCCUGUUCGAUUAAGUCUUGUAGCAUUUAAAAUAAAAAAAACUUUAUUUAG